AAAAUAAAAAUCUAUAAUAUUCUGUGAACCUUUAUUCUAAUAUUCUUUAGUGAAAUUGCCUCACAAUGUUUCUGCUCAUGUUUCAGAGGCUGAGAUGAUGGAAAGCGCCCACACUUUGGCUGCACUCCUGCUUCUCAUCAUCAUCCAGAGCAGCUGGCAGGUGCCCGACCAGGACACAGAUCGAAACUCCCUGUCACUGAACGAAAACUCCUUAACUGAACCACUUGUGUUCCCAAACAUGAAGAGACACUCGGAGGGAACAUUUUCCAACGAUUACAGUAAAUACCUGGAGACGAGAAGAGCUCAAGAUUUUGUACAGUGGCUCAAGAAUUCAAAAAGGAAUGGGAGUUUAUUGAGACGUCACGCAGACGGCACCUACACCAGCGAUGUGAGCUCCUACCUGCAGGACCAGGCAGCCAAGGAGUUUGUGUCCUGGCUGAAGACGGGCCGGGGCAGAAGAGACUAGACUCAGUAAUGCAACAGUGACUCUGUGGCUAUUCUAUGUUUCACAGUGUGUACGAGCCUUUUUCUUGGUCAUGCUAUUAAAUUCCCGUGAUAAGAAGCGAUGUCGGCCUUCGGUGGUUGAAGGGAAAUGUUUGUCAAAAUGGAAAAAACACGACAGUAUGUUUGAAAUUGUGUCGUAAAUGCUGGGUGAAUUUAUUUCAUCAAGCAUUGACGUCAUGAUUCUUUUCUUUUUUUUUAAAGAUUUCACAU
This is a messenger RNA of Solea senegalensis (Senegalese sole), 714 nucleotides long. RefSeq names its product glucagon b (gene gcgb). The transcript is spliced from 3 exons. The record is from RefSeq and is a predicted model, not a curated record. Gene Ontology annotation, molecular function: glucagon receptor binding; hormone activity. Gene Ontology annotation, biological process: response to starvation. Gene Ontology annotation, cellular component: extracellular region. The coding region runs from base 95 to 466 and encodes 123 amino acids. NCBI's taxonomy places the organism in Eukaryota, Metazoa, Chordata, Actinopteri, Pleuronectiformes, Soleidae.